Corythoichthys intestinalis (scribbled pipefish) is the source of this 7465-nucleotide messenger RNA. Its product is annotated as polymeric immunoglobulin receptor-like. Gene Ontology annotation, cellular component: plasma membrane. Lineage: Eukaryota; Metazoa; Chordata; Actinopteri; Syngnathiformes; Syngnathidae. The coding region runs from base 3001 to 4011 and encodes 336 amino acids. The transcript has 7 exons. Gene Ontology annotation, molecular function: transmembrane signaling receptor activity. The record is from RefSeq and is a predicted model, not a curated record.
GACACGCAAGCACACGUGCAUACGCACAUAUACAGACACAGCACAUGCAAACUCAAUCAAUAAAGCCAUUUCAUUGAUUUGGUCUAGGACACUUGUCUAAUUCUGUCUAGGGAUGGGAAUUGAUAGGAUUUUUACGAUUCCGAUUUCAUUAUUGAUAUUGCUUAACGAUUCCGAUUCUUUAUCGAUUCCCUUAUCGAUUCUAAUUUGGGGAAAAAGAAGAACAAACGUUUUGAUUGGCAUUGAGUUUGUUUAAUCAGAAGUCACAACCUUACAAACUCACAACGAUCAAAAGAGGCCCAAAGCCUCAAUGUUAAAACUGUGGCAAUAAGUGGCAAAUACACAAGACUGUGUAACAUUUUACUGAAACAUUUAUCUAAUAGAAAUAAAAAAUAUUGCUACAUAUUGGCAGAUAGGUUGUUGUUCUGCCUUUGGCAAUAUGUGUUAAAGCAGGGGUCCCCAAACUUUUUCCUGUGAGGGCCACAUAACUUUUCCCUUCUCUGAUGAGGGGCCGGGGUCAGUUUGUAACAGAAAAAGUGUGACGAUUGCAGAAGUGCAUAAAUGUAAAAAAUUAUUGUUUUUCAGAAAGCCACAAUCAAAUAACCCUUUCUGGAUUCUUCCUGGAAUGAAAGUAAAUAAAAUAAAAAUAACAAUAUAAUAUAAUAAUAAUAAUAGUAAUAAUAAUAAAAACAAUAUUAAUUAAAUAGAUAAUAACCAAAUAACCCUCUCUGAAUUCUUUAAGGAAAAGGCCAGGAAAUAAAUAACACGAUUGAGAAAAAAAAAAUUCAAACUGGCCGGACCAAAUGUGGAGGCGGGCCGUAUUUGGGCCGCGGGCCGCAGUGUGGGAACUGCUGGGUUAACGUGUAUUAUUUACCAUUACAUUGAAAUGCAUGCCUUUUAGUUGUUGUGGCGCUUACACGCUCAAGUGGGGGCGCCCUUGCGCUUCCUCACAUGAAGAAGAACGCGCUCACGUGAAGAAGAGCGCGCUUCCACCCGAAGAAGAAAUGCCGCAUCCAAGCGAGUUAGUGAGAGAGGGAAACACUUCUACGAGCUUACGUUCUUUGUUAAUGUUAAUAUCUACAGAGGCAACGCCUGUAUGUAUCAUCUUUUGUGUUGUUGUGUUUCCACUCGCGAUCGGACACUUAAAUCCAGUUGUGUAGUGGUUUGAACGAUAUGCUAACCAUUUGUUAUUACUGUUAUUAGCAGCUAAUCAUCGCUGAUUUACGUUGAUGCAAAUCUGUUUGUUAUUGGGGACGCAAUUGAUUUGUUUCAUUUCUAUUCUUAGUUUCACUCUUCAAGUGAUGGUUGAAUAAAGUCAGCAAAUUAUACCAACGUCUUCUGCAUCGUCAUUUGGGAGUUUAGCUAGCUGUAUAGCCAGGACUGAGACUUAGCCUCUCUGUGAGGACAGCGCAGUCGUAUUACCUCCCGAUGCCGUUAUCUCCACCUUGCAAUGACUGCAAGUCGCUUUGUUGUAAUUUUUCCUCGUGAAGUGAAGACACACUUUCGAGCAUUUGAACCUACGUGCUGUCAUUGUUAUGUUUAUGGCUGCAAUGCUCGUGCUUACCCGUCGUAACCUUUCAUUUUCACGCUCUUUCCUGGUGAAGUGUAGUCAAACUUUGGAGCGAGUGGUUCUUGGCGCCAUGCUAGUUUGAUGCGUCUGGACAACAAGACACGUCACGACGCAAUACGCGUCUUUAGGAAUCGUUAAAGGGAUCGUUAAGGCUUUUUCAUUGUGAUGUCGAGGCCUCGAAACACUCGGAACCGGUUCCGAAUUGGAAUCGGAUUUCGAUUCCCAUCCCUAAUUCUGUCGGUGCGAUAUUGAAUACAAUGGGCAUAAUUUACUUUGGAACCUAAUAGCACAAACGUGUGUUCACUCAUUCUAACAAAUUGUACACACCGUAGUUUACCAGUGCAAAAGAGACAAAGGCUGCAAUGUUUAAAACAUAAAAAUUAACUGCAGAAUGGAUUGUCCAUAGAUAAUGUACAUGAGGGCUGUACAUAUUAUUGUAUAUAUUAAUGUCGUCAGAGGUCACCACCAGCUCAUUUGAUGACAGUGCGUAUUUCUGUUACCAAGCCAUAUGACAAAGCUCCAGUCAUGCGCUGGAAAGUUGUAAAUAUCUCCAUGUAAUGUGAAUUCACUACAUUUAUGGGAAUAAGAGGAUAAGAGGAUCUGCCUGGCGGUAAAUGGAAUCACUGUAUUCACAUCCAAAACUGCACAAAUCUUCAAAUGCAUCGGUUUCCGCGUUGCCUGCAAAUUUGCCCAAAUUCAGACAUUGGCCACAUGUGCUGUAGGCAAAAAACCCUUGGUGAUAUGACUUGCACGUGCCUUUUAGAAUAUUUUAAAGAUACUAAAUGCCAUCUUUUUGAUCAAGUGCAUCCCAGCAGAAAAAAAAGCAUUUGAGAAUUUGAAAAAUAACAAAAUUUUAUUUUUCUGCUGUUUAAUAGUGAGAAAAAUGUCAAUAAAGGCCAACAUUUCCAGGAAGUCAAAAAAAUUGCAUGGGCAGGCAUUUUUAAAUGCCAGAAGUGUUUUAGCCAAUCAGAUGCAAGCAUUUCAGAGUCUGCCACCGCUCUAUUCUAUUCUAUUCUAUAAGUAUCUUUUGAGCUGCCCAAAUUACUGUCUGCGUUCCCUGUUUUUUCUUCUUUUAAUACUGCCCACACGUCCUCAAAUAGUGUCUGUUCCAAUUAAUACCAUGUGUAAUGUGCUCAACUGUAACAACAAUCAGUGAUAACCUAAAGAUUGCAUGUUUGAUUUAUCUUAAAUCCUUGUCCUGAAAACUGUUUUUUGUUUUGUUUUUUUUGUCAGAGGCAAAAACAUGUUUGUUUUGGCAACCAUUCAUGGCAUUUUCUGAAGUUCCUCUUAUUUCAUGAAUUUCAAAAGAAUAAGACUGGCACAGGAGAUUGCAUAAGGGUGUUUGUGUUAAAUUGCAACCACAGUCAUGAAAAGGAACUUUAUGCAUAAUACCUUCUGUUGAGUCUCCCGCACCGUGCAGGAUCCAUUUCAACAUGUCUUUCUGCUGUGUGCUCUUGCUUUGCAUCUUCUCAGCAAUGAAUGAAGGAAGCGUCGGCCUCGUCACCUACAGAGCAAUGGAGGGAAAAACCGCCACUAUCAUGUGGCGGUUUCCCACUAGUGGAAAAAAGUACUUCUGUAAAGAUGACUGCAAAGACAACAACACCCUGGUUGAAACAUACGGCGUCAGUGUUGAGAAGGGCAGACACAGCAUCAAAUAUAAAGACGGAAACCUCUAUGCCCUCAUCACCAAUCUCAACAGAGCUGACAGCGGGCGAUACAGGAUUGGUGUGGGCUCGUUGCAACAGGCAGACUCCUACAAGGACUUCCAGAUUCAAGUUCUUCAAGUGCAGAAGGAUGGACAUGCUGCCAAUUGGCUGCACAUCCCCGUCCACACUGAACCAUCUGGUGGGACUUUAGAGGUCACCUGUCCAUUUCUGGAGUCCCAAUAUGUCAAGUUCCUCUGCAAGGGACAUUGUCUGGAUGGACACAUCCUCAUCAGAACCACUGAGAAUACUGCCCAGGUGGGCAGGUACAGCGUGAAUUUCAGAAAAGAGGUCUCAAUGAAGUUGUUUCUUCUUGUGGUGACCAUCUCCCAUUUGGAUAAGUCGGACUCUGGAAGAUACUCGUGUGGUUUGGGUCAAUCUCUGCGCUCGGCUUCCAUUCAGGAAUUCGAUGUCAGCGUGACCGGUGGCCCAUCACUUAAUUCAACCUCUGCGUCAGAACCUAGAAUGUAUUCCCCAGAGGAGACAGAAACAGUGCUCGUCUGGCCUCUGAUUCUCUUUGGUUUCCUGGUUUUUCUAUUUGCUGCCAUUGUUCUGCUGCUUCUCAUCAAAUGGAAGAGAAAAGCAAACUCCGCUGGCCAAGCGAUUGAGUUCAACCCCCGUGAGAACGUUCAAGAAGACACAGUUUAUCAGAGCAUUGAUAGCAGUGCACGAGUAGUGGACCAAGCCUACUGCGCUCUCAACCCAGCACAACAUAUUCAACACAAUGACUACACAUGUUAAAGAGUCUCUACAGAUUUUUUUUUUCACUCCUAUACUGCUGCUUUAAUGCUUUGAUGGCUACUAAUGUGUUGCAAUUUAUUGCUACUUAUACAUCUCCUUACGAUGACAGCAGCUCACAAAGAAAAAGUCUGCAGACUCACCACAGUCAACAAUAUUGGAGUACUCAAACCAGUUUAUGCUCAGAUAGGGUUAUGGGGUUUCAGUGAGGGUUACAAUGGCGUACCGCAUGCAACAUGUCACUUCCGCUCAUUAUUUUUCAUGACUUUAGCUACUGCUGCUAAGGGAGGAUACGCCACCGUUUGUCCCCAAUAGUAAAUGAAUGGAAAUUGUGUACGAAGGAGAUGUUUACAAAGCUAAACCUACCAAUUCUCCCCGAAAAUGAUGUCCCUGGUGCCAAGUUCACUUGCAAAGAUGUGGAAGUACACAAAAAUGUUCAGUUAAAGAGAUGGCUUGAGUGUCGAGGGCUGAAAAAGGCGGAAAAAAAAAAGCCGACCUUAGCAUAGCCUUAGCUUUUUUAUCGACACCUUUUUCUUACGCGACUGACAAUGACAUUCUCCUGUUUCAACAAACUAUCCUUUACCACCAGCCCCGUCUUUCCUACAAAUUAUAUCCUCUGGGUGUCCCACGUCUCCGUUCUUGGGGGGAAUUAAUAUUUUGUGUAGCGAUCGCAAAUGCUACUCAGUGACAGCCAAAGAACACUUAAAUUUGUUUCGUUAAUAACAAAUCUUAAUUCUAUAAUUUAUUUACACUUCCCCCUUACAAAAGUUGCUUUUUUUUUUUUUACAACAGAAACAGUAAAAGUGGCAGUCAGAUUAUAUUGUAAUUCUUUUCAGGUCAUUCAUUGUCAGACAGAAGCAGUACAGCACAAAGUCAUGCUAAAAAAUAGGUUAAAAAUAUAAAAAUACCUCUUUGUCCUCUGAAAGACCAUGCCAACCCAACAAAAUGUUUACUGCAUUAGAAAUGUGAAUGGAUUCACCGAGCUGGUGUUAAAAGUCCACGCAAGUUGAUUCAGUCUUCACAUUUUUUCCUCCCGAGUUUUUGGUUUCGGGAAACGUAUGAAGAAAACAUCCUUCAUAUGUCGUAAUGUCUAGAGUCGUUUCUACAAGUUCCAAAAAAGCAAUGUGCGAUCGGCAUGUUCGUUUUUGAAAGAUUACCGGAGAAAAGUAGCACAAAUAACAUUGUUACUAUGCGAGGUCGGGUCUAUAAUGUCCCACUUCGGCUUUACUUCCGCUUUACGAUGCGACUUCACGGUCUAAAAAAACAUUUGUGCGGUACGCUACUAUGUGGUGACAGUUGUGUUGUGAGAGUUAAUCAUUGUUAUCUUGCUAAUUGCCUCUCUUUUCCACCUGUUAUUUGCACAAGAUGAGUAAAUCAGGCAAGAGCUUGCUUCCACUCCAGAGGAUUUAUUUUUAACCAUGUGCUAUUUAUGAGGCUACAUAUUAUGCUCAUGCACAUGUUCAGACCACACGUGUUUGGGAGCGUCCCAGACGGUCAAAGUGUCAAUUUACAAGACAUGGUGUCAUGAAGUCUCAGUGUGUCUUUGAAAUGACAAGUGUUUACAAUACAAGACCAAAGCCUGCUGAUCACCACGUACUGUCCGACAUCUGACAUAGUUGGAGGUGGGACAAGCAGCUGUCAGUCAGUCGGAAGCACUUCGUAUUAGAAUGGUGACUGUUGGGCCAAAAUUUGGCUGAAAUAGUGAAGUCUGAACUGGACAUUCCUGUCGUUUAUUUGUAGCGCAUCCCAAAGAUGUUCUUACACACCAAACUCAUCAAAGCAUGUUGUUAUGGAAGUGUGAACAUACAUUAUCUGAAGUGCACAGCUGUGCAAAAUUAAUUAGAUGUUAAAUCUUUGAAGGCUUUCUUCAAACCUUUGAUACAUUCAUUAGAGCUUCAUAGGCUUCCAUCACUUUGGUCCAUGUUUUUUUUAUUUUUAUCAUUGUGCUGCUGUUCAAGUGUUGUGUUUCUACUAAGGAAUAUUCCCGUCAGAGAGGCUGUUCCUUACUUACGGUAAGAUCUUUCUCUGCGUAUAUCUUGCUCAAUGUGUGUACAGAGAGAGAGAGAGAGAGAGAGAGAGAGAGAGAGAGAGAGAGAGAGAGAGAGAGGGUUUCCUUUCUCCUUUGUCCUUGAUUUCCUGGAACACACACAAACAGGAAGUACGGGGGUGGUUUAUCUAGCACAUUCUGCUUGGCAAACACAUGGCCCCAACUGACUGUCAAGAGUUGGUGGUUGUGGGUUGGCAGUGGGGGACAAAGACAUUUUAUUUUAGGAGCGGGGAAGGAGAAAGGGAAAGGUAGAUUGACUGAAACAAGUGGGAGGAAGACAAAAUGAUUGCUGAUAUGGUCGUUACUUUCCAUGAUUGUUUCCCCAUGGAAAGUAACUCGUGCAUUAACAUCGACUUACUGCUCCUAAACUAUACCAACCCUAACCUUCUGUCUCCAAGCAUUCCAAGUCUGGAUGAAAUUACCUUAAUAGAUGUAUGGAAAAAACAAACACAACUCAACAAAUAGCAAUUAUUAGAGGACAUUGUGAUUUUCAAUUAUGAUUAAAAAAUGUACACUUAGCUAAUUAAGUGUUGCAUAGUGUUGCCUAAUUGUGAAAAGUCACAUAUAUGGUCAGUGUCCAUAGAUGAGUUGAAAUGAUUCAUUUUCAACAUUAUAAUAAAACAGUGUACAAACAGUACAAUAACAGUAUAAUAAAAAUUCUUUGAGAUAAUUAGAGCUAAUUUCAAAUCAGAUUGUAUUGAUGAAGUGCUAAUCAAACAAACAAUUGUUUCACAAAGUGCUUUACAGGUUAAAAUUAUCCAGAACCAACCAGCCCCCCACCCACAUCCAAACUAUCAAAUUUAGCAUAUAAAUGUAGUCCGGGCUGGCUGGGUGUGGGCCGUGACCCUGUGUUGGCGCUUCGUGGCGUCUUUGCUCGUCUGCGUGGCUGCUGCACGCCCGGCGGGGCUCGCGUGCGGCUGGAUGUAAUUGGGCGCGCACGGGCGGGGGGUCCCGGUGCCGGGAUUGGCGAUAGGGCAGCGUAGGGUCGGUCGCCAACGGGCUUACACUCACGAGGGAUUCACACGAUUACUGGGUUCUAGAUCACAGAGAUGAUUUGUGUACACUCUUCCCCUUUCUAUCACUUAGCUUAUAGACUCCCCCACCUUCUUCCCCCUCUUUCCCUGGUCAACAGGCCCCCCACAUGGUGUCAACCGGAAAUACAUUUCGCUGACGAUAGCACCAACAUAUUAGUAGUUAGUGUAGUUAGACGUUCAAUGUAUUUCUUGUUGUUGUUUGCGUUUCUUCUCUUUCUUCUCUUGUGUUUCUUUUCUUCUGUUCCCCCAUAAACCCUUCCUGUUCUCUGUUUUGUCAUAAUAAAUGAGGUAUGUUGAAUGAUCACAAAGGGAGUAUGUCAGACUCUCAAUGUGAAACAUUAAAACUGUUCAGACUAUCCCGGCACUUAGACUUCCA